Olea europaea var. sylvestris is the source of this 882-nucleotide messenger RNA. RefSeq lists its product as uncharacterized. The record is from RefSeq and is a predicted model, not a curated record. The transcript has 7 exons. Lineage: Eukaryota; Viridiplantae; Streptophyta; Magnoliopsida; Lamiales; Oleaceae. The coding region runs from base 1 to 882 and encodes 293 amino acids.
AUGAAGGAGGUAGUAAGAGCUGAGGUGAUCAAACUUCUAGAUGCUGGAAUAAUCUACUCGAUAUCAGAUAGUAAAUGGACUAGUCCAGUACAAGUUGUGCCCAAGAAAGGAGGAAUUAUAGUGAUACCAAUGACACCGGAUGAUCAGGAGAAGACCAGCUUCACAUACCCCUAUGGGUUUUACAGGAGGUUUAUAAAGGACUUCUCCAAAAUCACCAAGCCUCUAUGCAACUUGCUAAUGAAAGAGGAAAAACUCACAACAGCGUCUGUGAUUGUGUCACCUGAUUGGGAUUUACCCUUUGAGCUAAUGUGCGAUGCGAGUGAUCAUGCAGCUGGUGCGGUCAUCGUCUACAUAGAUUAUGUUGCUCUGAAGUAUCUUAUGACAAAGAAGGAUGCCAAUCCGAGAUUGAUCCAUUGGAUAUUGUUGUUGCAAGAGUUCGAUAUUGAGAUCAAGGAUAAGAAGGGCAGUGAAAAUGUGGUAGCCGACCACCUAUCAAGAUUGGAACGGGAUGAACCUGAGAUGUCAGUAGAGAUCAAUGAAAUCUUUCCAGAUGACCAAAUUUUUGGAGUAGAGAUAGUCCCAUGGUACGCUGAUAUUGUUAACUACCUUGCUAAGUCCAUCCCGCCACGAGAGUAUUCUAGCCAUCAAAGAAAGAAGUUCUUUUUAGAGUUGAAGUAUUACUUUUGGGAGGAUCCCAUUCUCUACAGAAGAGGCGCAGAUCAGAUAAUCAGAAGAUGUAUUCCUGAAGAUGAAUGGGUGGAAGCUGUUGCAUUGCCUACUAACGAUGCGAAAGUGAUGAUAGAGUUCUCGAAGAAGUACAUAUUUACAAGAUAUGGCACACUGAGGUUGAAUAUGGAUCUCAAGGCUACUGGUGAAAAAUGA